This is a messenger RNA of Rhinolophus ferrumequinum (greater horseshoe bat), 1638 nucleotides long. RefSeq names its product 3-hydroxy-3-methylglutaryl-CoA lyase (gene HMGCL). Gene Ontology annotation, molecular function: hydroxymethylglutaryl-CoA lyase activity. Gene Ontology annotation, biological process: ketone body biosynthetic process; L-leucine catabolic process. Lineage: Eukaryota; Metazoa; Chordata; Mammalia; Chiroptera; Rhinolophidae. Bases 69 to 1046 code for a protein of 325 amino acids. The transcript has 9 exons. The record is from RefSeq and is a predicted model, not a curated record.
GGCGGGGUCAUGCCCACCUAGUGGUGGGCGGUCACGUGGGACUCAGCCGCUGGGGCAUCUGGGCCAAGAUGGCGACAGUGAGGGAGUCCCUGCGGCGAAGAUUGGUGGGCUUGGCGUCCCUCCGGGCUGUCAGCACCUCAUCUAUGGGUACUUUCCCAAAGCAGGUGAAAAUUGUGGAGGUUGGUCCCCGAGACGGGCUACAAAAUGAAAAGAAUAUCGUACCUACUCCAGUGAAAAUCAAGCUGAUAGACAUGCUUUCUGAAGCAGGACUCCCCGUUAUAGAAGCCACCAGCUUUGUGUCUCCCAAGUGGGUUCCUCAGAUGUCUGACAAUGCCGACGUCUUGAAGGGCAUCCAGAAGUUUCCUGGCAUCAACUACCCAGUCCUGACCCCAAAUUUCAAAGGCUUCCAGGCAGCCGUUGCUGCUGGAGCCAAGGAAGUGUCCGUGUUUGGAGCUGCCUCUGAGCUCUUCACCAAGAAGAACACCAACUGCUCCAUCGACGAAAGUUUGCAGCGGUGUGACCAAGUCCUGCAGGCAGCUCGGACCACUGGUAUCCCUGUGCGGGGGUACGUCUCCUGUGUGCUUGGAUGCCCCUAUGAAGGCAAGAUCCCCCCGGCCAAAGUAGCUGAGGUCGCCAAGAAGAUGUACUCAAUGGGCUGCUACGAGAUCUCCCUGGGGGACACCAUCGGCGUGGGCACCCCUGGGAUCAUGAAGGAUAUGCUGUCUGCUGUCAUGCACGAGGUGCCAGUGGCUGCCCUGGCUGUCCACUGCCAUGACACCUAUGGCCAGGCCCUGGCCAACACCUUGGUGGCCCUGCAGAUGGGAGUGAGUGUCGUGGACUCUUCUGUGGCAGGACUUGGAGGCUGUCCCUAUGCCCAGGGGGCAUCGGGAAACUUGGCCACCGAGGACCUGGUCUACAUGCUGGCCGGCUUGGGCAUUCACACGGGUGUGAACCUCCAGAAGCUCCUGGAAGCUGGGACCUUUAUCUGUCAAGCCCUUAACAGAAAAACCAGCUCCAAAGUGGCUCAGGCUACCUGUAAACUGUGAGCCCCAGGCCCACCUGAAGCUCUGGGGACUGUGUGGGAAUAGGGCAUGCGUGGAUGAUUCACGGAUGGACACGUGGAAAUGGGCAUGAAAUUAACAGGGCAGGUACCUCACCACCAGCUCUGCACGGAGGUCUCUUCUGCAAAAAGCAGGCAAGGGACAGGAGCUGUUUGGCCUUAGCGCCCCCUGCCAGACCUGAGUAUGAGUGAGGCUUUGGGAUUCUGGAGGCCUCCCUUCACCAUGGACCCCAAGUCCAGGAGUUGAAUCUCUGAGGGCACUUGGGAACCCAGUUCCCUGGCUUGGGUUGAUCCUGUAGUCUCAUCUCGGUGAAAUUUGUCAGCUGGUUACUCUACACAGCUCAACUCUGCCAUGGACUUGGGGCCAUUGCUCUCUUACCUUGUAGGGCAAAGGGGCAUGGAGGGGUUUUUCCCCAAGCUGGCAAAGGGCAUUUGCUGAAUGGAGACAGGUUGAGCUUCUGUGGUGGCCACCUGCCAACUCCAACCCCUCUGGAAAAUCUCCACUUUGAACAUGAUUUAUGAAAUACAGCUAUGUAAUUAAAGGCUUAAUGAUACAGAACCAUUCUAGUAUUCUGUCC